UCUCUCUCUCUCUCAUCAUGGACGUUUUGGCGAAUUACAGUAUAUUUCAGGAGCUGCAGCUCGUGCACGACACCGGCUAUUUCUCGGCCAUGCCGUCUCUGGAGGAGAACUGGCAGCAGACGUGUCUGGAGCUCGAGCGCUACCUGCAGACGGAGCCUAAGCGACUGUCGGACCUUCUCGAAGACGAGCUGGACUGUCUGCUCUCACCGGGCUUUACAAAAACAGACGAGGAGGACAUGUUGGACCCUCUGCUGUCUAACUUUAGUGACCCCCCGAGUCCCCCGCCGCCUCUCCUCAGCCCCCCUCGAGAGCCUCUGACCUCAUCGUCCGCCGUACUGCCUAGCCCAGACCUCAGCCCCGGCGUCGUCAACGCCGCCCAGCUGAACGCCGUCACCUCCCUGACCCCGCCCUCCUCGCCAGAACUGGGACGCCACUUGGUCAAAACUGCUCACACACUCUGCACCUCGCCCGACGGCACGUUAAUGAUCAAGCUGGUGGCCAGGAAGAUGGCAGCCGCCAGGCCUGCCUCGCCCGAGCACAGUGGCAGCCACAGCGACAGCGAUCAGGGGUGCGCGGCAGGAGGCGGAGACUCGGCCGAGAACAAGAAAAGAGUCCAUCGCUGCCAGUUUAACGGCUGCCGGAAAGUUUACACCAAGAGCUCACACCUGAAGGCACAUCAAAGAACACACACAGGUGAGAAGCCCUACAAGUGCUCGUGGGAAGGCUGCGAGUGGCGGUUCGCCCGGAGCGACGAGUUGACGAGACACUACCGCAAACACACCGGCGCCAAGCCCUUCAAGUGCGCCCACUGCGACAGGUGCUUCUCGCGGUCGGACCACUUGGCACUGCACAUGAAGAGGCAUAUUUAAAGAGGAGGAGCUGGCACGAAAGCAAGGGAGAGGAAGAGAAAGUGGGGAACUGAAGGAGAGAAGAAGAGAAGGAGAGAGAACGAGGGAUGGCACAGGGGAAGAGGCAGGCGGCAUGCAGGUCUGUCUGCCUGUCACUCCAGCAGGAUGCCCUGAAGGAUGCCUACGGAGGGCAUGGUUGAAUAUGGUGGAUGUGCUGGAUAUUCAGAAUACUGUGAGCAGGAGUUCAGAUCUGGAAUGGGCCGGCCCGGUUUGGUCAAUUUCAUUGCUAAUUUACCUGGUUCAUGUUUGGAGAACUUGUGCAACCUUGACCAGCUCAUGAACCAGUUAUAGAGUGGUACCAGGACUUGUACCAUGUCAGGACCUGCCGACGGAGCUUACCUGACUGGCUACCUUCAGUUAAGACAAUGCUAAAUGACUCUUUACACAACAAAGACACACAUAGUAUGUACUAAUUAACAUUAUUAUUAUUAUUGAAUAAUGAAUGGAUGCGUCGUUCCAAAGGAUCCUUCACAUUGACUACUACUGCAGAUACCAACCGUAUCUCUACUUUACAUACUGGUUCCUUCAGCCAGUACUGGAAUCUACUGUACCAUGUUACCAUGACUUUCAGAUCUUUCCCAAUGAAGAAUCUGAUUUGAGGCACUGGAACAAAAGACACCUCUUCCUCAAAAGAAACCCCGCCCCCAUGCCAAUCAACAAUUGGAUGUUUUGUGUCACUGCACCAAGUUUUAGGCUAACCUUUAUGUUUACCUUUCUUGGGUUCUUCAGCAAGUAAUGGGAUCUACAGUACUAUGAACCAAAUCUUUCAGAUAUUUCUCAAUGAAGAAUCUGAUUUAAGGCAUUGAAGCAAAAGACACCUCUUCCUCGAAAGAAACCCUGCCCCCCUGCCAAUCAACAGUUACAUUGUUCCAAAGGAUCUUACACAUUGACAAUGCUACCGAUUUGCCUCUCUUCUGGUUCCUUCAGCCAGUGUUGGGAUCUAUUAUACCAUGAACCAUAUCUUUCAGAUCUUUCCCAAUAAAGAAUCUGAUUGGAGGAAGGGGACCAAAAGACACCUCUUCCUCUACAGGAACUCCGCCCUCUGCCAAUCAACAGCUGGAUGUUUUGGGCCACCACACCACUUUUUGGGCCAACCGAAUCUUAUCUGCUUUGUUUAGCCCUUGCUCGGAUCUACUGUACCAUGUUACCAUAUCUUUAUGACAUAUCUUUUACAAUUGAGAAGCCAAAUGGAGGUAAUAAAACAAAAGACAACUCUUCCACAACAAAAACCUGCCCUCCUUGCCAAUCAACAGCUUUAUUGUUCCAAAGGAUCCUUCAAGUUGACUGCACUACCGUUUUGUCUCUCUUCUGGUUCCUUUUCUGGUUAGUUUAGCCCUUGCUGAGAACUACUGUACCAUUUACCAUAUCUUUUACUUCUUUCUCAAUUAAGAAGCCAAUUGGAAGCAGUGCAACAAAAGACACUUGUUCCUCAAACAAAACCCCUCCCCCCCUUGCCAAUCAACAGCAAUCAACAGAUCCUUCAUGUUGACUGGGAUACCAUUCCCUCUGACUUCUGGUCCCUCUAGCCAGUGUUGGGACCUGCUGUACCAUAAACCAUAACCUUUCAGAUCUUUUCCAAUGAAGCUGAUUGGAGGCACUGGAACAAAAGACACAUCUUUCUAAAAAGAAACCCACCCCCCUUGCCAAUCAACAGCUUCACGCAUCCAAAGGAUCCUUCAAGUUGACUGCACUACCGAUUUGCCUCACUUCUGGUUCCUUCAGCCAGUGUUGGGAUCUACUGUACCAUGAACCUUAUCUUUCAGAUGUUUCCCAGUAAAAAAAUUGAUAGGAGGUAGUGGACCAAAGGACACCUCUUCCUCUACAGGAACUUUGCCCACCUGAUCAACAGCUGGAUGUUUUGGGCCACUUCACCACUUUUUGGGCCAACCAUAUCUUUUCUGUUUUGUUUAGCCCUUGCUGGGAUCUACUGUACCAUUUACCAUAUCUUUGGCAAAGACAUAUUUUUUACAAUGAAGAAGCCAAAUGGAGGUAAUAAAACGAAAGAUAACUCUUCCACUAGAGAAACCCGUCCCCCUGCCAAUCAACAGUGGAAUUUGUCGUUCCGAAGGAUCCUUCACAUUGGCUACUACUGGAAUACCGUUUUGCCUCCCUUCUGAUUUGUUCAGCCAGUGCUGGGAUCUACUGUACCAUGAACUUUAAGAUCUUUCACAAUGAUGAAGCUGAAUGAAGGCAGUGGAACCAUUAGGACACAAAAAGCUCUCCCUCACUACACUUUUCUUGAACUGUUGCAAUUUGCACAAGUAUAACGAACAAGCUACCAACUACGAGCAUCGAGUUACGGAUUCUACACUAGCACAGAUAGCGGCUGAACAGGUCUGAGUUUCUGGAAUGAAGCCUGCUUUAAUACUUGUUGAGGACGACAUGAAAGCAGAUUUGUUCUUGCACACGUCUUGAGCGUCCCGCCAGCUUUGAAUUUUUCCUUUCUGAACAGCUUGAGACGCUUCUCCAGGCUGUCCAGGACUCGCAUGCAGUGAUAAAGAAAGAAAAGCAUUGUCUGUCAGUAAGCUUCGAGACGUAUUUUCAGUUGCGCAUAACAUCCAUUAGAAAAGGCACAGCUGGGAAAAGUCAAAACGGUUGCUUUUUGUAAAUAUGGUGAGAUCAUUAUCUGAAAUUCUCAUGAAUUCAGUUUGGGGUUUCUUGUGGAUUUGAGAGCUUUGUGUGACAUUUACCAUGAAUGUACGACAGAUAUUUUCAAUACUUCAUAAUGAACCAGUUUACCAAACUCCCUAAGACCUGUGGGUGGGGAAAUAUGAGGAAAUGCUGAGGAGUUUUAGGUACUUAGGUACUGUAGAUUUGAGGUACUGUAUGUACAAUCAAAAGGCCUCAUCUAGAAAACACUUCAGGACCUUUGCCACCAUCAUAAAGCUCAACACAGGCUCAACAUGCAGCAGUGCAAUCUGUAGCCUACAGACUAGACCAGGGGUGUUCAAACUUUUUUUGUUGGUGGCCAGAAGGAGAAAUAUAUUUGAAGUCAUGGGCCACAGACUCUGUAAUAAAACAAAUAAUGAAAUAUACCACUUUAAAUAAUUUUAAUAAUAAUUUUUCCUGAUUAUUUCAUUUUCACACCAUUUUACUUGACUUACUAACUUUAUAUUUGACAGUGUUGUGUAAACUAUUAUUUUUCAAAUUGAUGUUUAAUUUUAUGAUGUCUCUUAAUAUAAAACUCCUUAAUUACGGCAACUUUUAGACUCUUUGGCCCGUUUUUCUGCACAAAAAAAGCGCACCCUCUCCGCUUUUAGACUCUUUUGCCCCGUUUUUCUGCGCUAGAAAUGCGCACUCUCUCCGCUUUUAGUCUCUUUGGCCCGUUUUUCUGCUCUAGAAAUGCGCACUCUCUCUGCUUUUAGACUCUUUGGCCCGUUUUUCUGCUCUAGAAAUGCGCACUCUCUCCACUGUUAGACUCUUCGGCCCGUUUUUCUGCGCUAGAAAUGCGCACUCUCUCCGCUUUUAGUCUCUUUGGCCCGUUUUUCUGCUCUAGAAAUGCGCACUCUCUCCACUGUUAGACUCUUUGGCCCGUUUUUUCUGCGCUAGAAAUGUGCACUCUCUCCGCUUUUAGACUCUUUGGCCCGUUUUUUCUGCGCUAGAAAUGCGCACUCUCUCCGCUUUUAGACUCUUUGGCACGUUUUUCUGCGCUAGAAAUGCGCACCCUCUCCGCUUUUAGACUCUUUGGCCCGUUUUUUCUGCGCUAUAAAUGCGCACUCUCUUCGCUUUUAGACGCUUUUGCCCCGUUUUUCUGCGCUUUUUAUGCGCACCCUCUCCGACGCUUUGGCCCGUUUCUGACACCUAGCGUUUAAACUUUGAAUCUCACAUUAUAAAAACCUGCUUAACAGCGGGCCAACUUUAAUUCUAUUUCUAAAAUACCUCGCGGGCCGCUCCAAAAAAGAAAACGGGCCGCAAAUGGCCCGCAGGCCGUAGUUUGGACACCCCUGGACUAGACCUUGCUAUGGAUCUGAAAACUGACAUAACUAGUAAAUCUGCAUUUUAAAUUUAUCUUAAUUAAAUGGGGCAAUUAAUAAAUUAGAAUUGUAAGAAUCCCUUUUUGUGUUUUGAACUUGAAGGUGGUGCAAAUUGUUGUUUUUCCUAAAAUGUUUAUCCAAAGAUUCAAAUGUUUGAUUUGAAUCAAUGUAUUUACAUUCAUGCAUUUAAUUUAAUUUACUUUAAAAGUUGAAAUAUUUGUUUAAAGUUAUUUAAAAUGUUUUGUAACAGCAGAUUUCCUAAACCUCACAAGUUCUGAACACAAAAAGACAUUAACAUUCAAAUGUAUGAAUUACACAACCAAAUAUUGCAGGUUUAUUGAAAGUCAUUUAAUUAAAAUAUACAUUUAAUUAAAAUACAUUUAUUUUAAAUAUACGAAAUGCAGAUUCAAAUACUUAUGCCAGCUUUUAAGCUCCAUAUCUGGCACAAAAAUGUGAUAUAUUAUGCCAGAAACAAUUGCAAUUGCACCCUUUUAAAGUAUUUAUUAAUUAAUAUGAUUUUGACAAUACAAAAUAAUUAACAAAAUAGCUCUUUUUAAAUGCAGUCUACUUACCAGCCCGUUCCCAUUAAUCAUAUCUCCUUACACCUAAGACCAUCUACAAUUAUUGAGUUAUUGUCCUUAUAUCGUAAGUUGAUAAUGGAAUUAAGAUAACAGGUCUAAGAAGAGCUGGUAACACUUUGCAAUAUGUGUACAUUAAUUAUCAGUACUUAGUUAGUGUCAGUUUGUGAUUAGUUGAGACAUUACUUAACCGCUUAACAAUGUUUAUUACUGUCGUAAGUAAUGUUAAAUAAUGUACCUCUUUUUGGGAUCUCAUCUAGGCGUAUUUCAAGGUUUUACUUAGGCCUGCUGGUUUUAACCCUCAGAAGUCCAUAUUUUAUAUAUGUAUAUUUAAUACAUUUCAGCCUUUAGAACAUCUUCAGUAGUACGACUAUUAUAUUAUAAUUUACACAAAAUAUAUAUCACACAGAAUCACAUGGUAUCUCACAAUAUAAUAUUAUUACAAUACCUAGCCCACAAUAAUGGUAAUAUCAUAAUUUUGAUUCUGCGAAACUCAAUAUAUUGCAAGGCAUUUCUUUAUGAUUCUUUGUGCUAUAUUUUUCCCACCUCUAAUAUAUAUUUUAAGCCCUUCCUGCCACUGUUACUCAAUGUCAAUGUUAACACAAGCAUAUAUUAUACGUUUAUAUAAGCAUAUUAAAUAAAUGAUAAAACAAUUUAUAUAUUUUAACCCAUACCAUAAUACAAAAUAAAAAUAAGGUGGACCACACUACAUAUUGCUAUUUAUUAUAUAUAUAUAUAUGACUUUAUGAACUGGAUAUGACUUCUGAGGGUUAAUAUUCAGUGAAACAGUGACAUUUAUUCCAUUACUAUUAUCAGACCAGUGGGAUUUAAAAGUUCAGCACUACGAAUUCCCAUUUCAGAAUAAACUGAUUAAAACCCUUAAAAUCAAACCUACUCCAGAAAAAGCUCAGACCCCCCAUCUCACCAGCUCCCAAAACAAAUGCAGCAGCACACCAGUGUGUGAUAUUUAGGCUAAGGCUCCUGCUGUCUGGUCAUCUGUCAGUAUCAUGUACCGCGCCCUUUCCUCCCGUCUGCCCGACCUCAGCUAAUACACGAGCCACCUGACCGCGGGACUGGAACUGGUAACGAGACGGGUUCCAGAAUCUGGACUCCAGGCUUCAGGCUCCGGGUUCCAGACUCUGGUCGUGGGCUCUCUGGGUGGGUGAGAUGCCCUGGUCAGGACUUCAGGGAGGUGGAACACUGUGGGGUCACUCCUGGGUGUUUCAGGAUGGGGUGGCACGCUGAGUUUAUGCUGAGUAAGGAGAUCCUAUCGGGACACAGUCCCUAUAACCUACCCCCCCCCCCCCCCCCCCCCCCUUCACAUUCACACACACAAACAAAAAUCUCUCUUGGCCACAUUAGCUUGGAGAAGAAUCACCCCAAUCCCAGCAACCCCUCCCAGACUCACUAACUUACAGUCUUACAUCUGAAGAUUUCAGGGAUUUCUAAAGCAGCUAUGAAUCUAUUAGAUCUUCAUUCAUCGCUGCAGUAAAUAUAAAUCAGUUCUCCUCAUGUUCUUCAGCAGUUCUGCAGAGCAACACUUUCACUUAAUGCCCCUUAGGGUCUUAGUACUGUAGUAAAACUGUGGCACAGACUUCAAAGUACUAGUAAUAAUUUUGGUAAAAUAUCAAGAUCUAAAAAUCUACAUUCUGAUAUCUUCAUUUAUGUGGGCGGAGUCUGCCUAUACUGAACAUUAAUUGGUUGGUUGAAGGCUGUAAGGUCAGCAAGUUGCCAUUUCUUCAAGUGUUGUGUACAUUAUAUAAAAUGUAAUGUAACACCCCAUGGAAAGAAGACUAGGAUUGGGUGACACGCCCAUUAGAGAGUUCAGUCAUGCUCCUCAACACCUUGGAACAAACUCUGAAAUAAACUCUACACCGCCAAAGAGUUCCCCUCAACUCAACUUGUGGUUUAAGUUGGAGAAUAAACUCACACAAUUUAACACUUUCACACAUUUUUGUUUAACUCCAGAUUUUAGAACUCCAGAAAUCUGCUGUGUGUAUUGGAACAUAUCUUAUAUUUUAUCAUAAUUACUCAGUACUUUGGAUCUUCUACCACACCUUUACUCUAUUAAUGCCUAGAACUUUCCAACUUUCCUCCAGUCCUGUAGAACCAACUUUAAAACAGCCGUGUCUUCAUUUUCACGAGUGUCUUGUGUUUAAUGUUUGUUACGUCAGUUUUGUAUUGUGUUACAUGUUACAUUCCCUCAUAAACUCCUCAAGAACAAAACUGGUCCAAACUUUGCUUUGGAUUUCCUGUGUACAGAUGAACCCACUCCACCAACAUCUUUUUUUCAGAACUCUGAAUGAACCUAAUUCACAACACUGAUUCAGAACUCCAGAGAAAACCCGAACUCAGGCUGAACCUCAACACAAACAGCUCGGGAAGUUUUUCAUCCAUCAGUCCGUCAAUGUUUGACACUGAAAGAGUGUCUCUGUGUCGAUUUUCCUAUUUACGGACUUCUCCCAAGUUUCCUCCUGUAAAUCCAUCACUCUCCUCCUGCUCUCUUUCCCAGUUAUUCCACUCCGAUCUCUCGCUCCAUUCCUUUAAGUUGUGUUUUCUUUGCUGUAAAAAGCAUUUCCAAAUAUGAUUUGUAUUAUAUGAUAUUAGUAUGACAAUGUUCUUUAUUAAGGAAAAAAGAAAUGAAGAGUUUAUUUUUGUUACUGGUUUGUUUCACAAUUCUUUUUUAAAUUGGUAUUGUAAUAUAUCUAUGCAAGAACUGUUGAGUGAAGCGAUUUUAUUUAAGAAUGUCAUCAUGUGUAAUAAAUGGUAGAAUCUUACAA
Molecule: messenger RNA, 8240 nt
Organism: Astyanax mexicanus (Mexican tetra)
Lineage: Eukaryota; Metazoa; Chordata; Actinopteri; Characiformes; Acestrorhamphidae
Product: Krueppel-like factor 7
Exons: 4
Coding region: 18-869 (283 amino acids)
Biological process (GO): regulation of transcription by RNA polymerase II
Molecular function (GO): RNA polymerase II cis-regulatory region sequence-specific DNA binding; DNA-binding transcription factor activity, RNA polymerase II-specific
Source: RefSeq, a predicted model, not a curated record